GAAAUAUUAAUGAAAAAGCAAUCAGUAUCCACAACUGCAACGCUUCCAAUACCUUUUUUUAAAGUGUAUUUCAAAAUUCACUAUCACACUCAACCAGGAAAAGCAAUUUACAUAGUAGGAGAUUGCAAUAUGCUUGGGAAUUGGGAGUCUACAAAAGGAUUACGUCUUUAAUGGAAUGAAGUAUUAUAUGAAUGAUAAUUUGUGAAAGAAUGAUGAAUGGACAAUUUGCAUAAAAAUAGAUAGAUCGAAAUAUUCUAAGAUCGAGUACAAAUUCAUAGUUAAUAAUUAUGAUUAUACUACUUUGGAUGAUACAAUAUGGGAACCUGGAGAAAAUAGAGUUAUCACUAAUCAUAUGAUUUUGAAUGAAACAAAGUCUGAAUAUUUUAAUUGUAUUUACUAUAAUUAAUUAUUAAAGGUGAAUAUUGGGGGUAUCGAACAAUUAAAUUGAAAUUAAAUUACAAUUUACCUGAAAAACAAAGAAUGAUGGUUAUUGGUAGUAUAGAGCAAUUGGGUUAAUGGAUUCAUCCCGUACUUAUGAAAUAAUAAUCUAAAGUUGACAUAUGUAAUUUUUGAUUCAGUAAAAUUAGUAAAUGGCGAACCUGUGUAACAAUGGUCUAUUUCUUUUAUUGUAGAUUCAAUGAAUUUUUCAUUUAGAUAUUUUUAUGUAAUAAGAAAUGAUGAAACAGGUUCUAUGAUAUGGGAAAGAGGUAAUGGAAGAUAUUUAAAAUCAAGUGAUCUCAGAUCUUUUCGAUAAGUUUAAGAUCAAUAUGCUAAAUCUCCUAUUAAAAUUAAAACUUAACUGCUAACUGCAUGCUAAAAUUAUAGAUUCCUUAAAAAAAAAAAUGGAUCGUUUUGUUCAGAAAAAUAAUAAAAAUUUAAAAAAGAAACAAGUAUGGGUUAUUCAUUUUCAGAUAAAGAACCAUCUUUUUUUUAUUAUGAAUCUUUUGGUAGAUUAAAUAAAUUAGAUUGGAAUUUCGUUGUUUAAUUUUCUAUAACACAAAUUAAUGAAAAUAUUAUUAUUGGUCCUUAUCCAUAAAAUGAAUAAGAUAUACUCAUCUUAAGAAAUUAUGGAAUAAAAGCUGUUCUUAAUUUAUAAACAAGAUUGGAUGUAUAUCAUAGAGGAGUGGAUUGGGAUGAAAUUUUAUCAAGUUAUAGAAAACAUAAUAUUUUUAUGAAGAAUUUUGAAAUUUUUGAUAUGGAUCCUCAAGAUUUUGAAAAAAAAAUAUCAAAAGCUGUUUAAAUUCUUAAAAAAUUAAUUAACCAUCAUGAAUUAGUAUAUAUUCAUUGCACUUCAGGAAUUGGAAGAGCACCUUCACUUGUAGUUAUUUAUUUAUCAUCUGUAUUGUAAUUUCCAUUAAAUGAAGCAAUAACAUUCGUUAAAAACAAGAGAGAGCAAUUUUAUAUUAAUUUUAGUAUUUUAUUUCUAUAGAUUAAUAGAUAUGUUGAAAAGAUCUCUUUAAAAAACUAUGAUUUAUAACAAUGGUUUAGGUUAUGAAGAGAUCCAAGAAGUUAAAGAAUUUCAAAUAUAAAGCUCUGGAAAAAUUUAUAAAUAAUAAUUUGAUUAUAAAAUAUUAUAUUGA
Paramecium sonneborni is the source of this 1580-nucleotide messenger RNA. The record is from the annotation of a GenBank genome assembly. Lineage: Eukaryota; Ciliophora; Oligohymenophorea; Peniculida; Parameciidae.